Emiliania huxleyi CCMP1516 is the source of this 974-nucleotide messenger RNA. RefSeq lists its product as hypothetical. The transcript has a single exon. The record is from RefSeq and is a predicted model, not a curated record. Bases 30 to 539 code for a protein of 169 amino acids. Lineage: Eukaryota; Haptophyta; Isochrysidales; Noelaerhabdaceae.
AGCGAUUUCCCACUCAAGCGGCGACUUGCAUGCCGUCGGCCACUCGUCCAGCCGUGGCAGGCCUUCGCAACUGGGGCACGCCAACCAUGACGCUAUUACUGCUCCUCGGCGGCUCUGCCGCCUUCAACACGCCGCCGCCACUGCGGCCGCCGCUCCGCUCGUCGCUCCUCGCGAUGCAGGUCCAGCAGAUCCCAUCGCCAGCAGAGCUGCGCGCCGCGGUGACUGCCUCGGCCUGUGAGGGCGGUAUCUCCGUUGUCCUCUUUGGCAGCAAGCAGUGCGCCGCGUGCAGGGCUCUGCUGCCUCGCACGCGACGGCUCGCGGCUGCGCGGCGCGACGUCCGGUUCUUCUCGCUCGAAAGCAGCAAGGCGACGGCCGAGGCGUUCCAGUACCACGAGAUCACCGCGGUGCCAACCUUCCUUGUCCUGGAUGCAAGCGGCGCCAUCCUCGAGACGAGAGCCGGGCUCGCCCUUGCGGAGUGGCCGGCGUUCCGCUCGCACGUUGAGGCGCUCGCCGACAGCUGCGACGCGUGGGCCGCUUGACAAGAGGACACUCCCGACCGAGUCCCUUUGUUUCCGCCACAUGGCGCGGCGCUUAAGUGCGCCCGCUCCACAGGCACCCCUCUCCCCCCCUCUCUCUCUCCCGUCUGCUGCUGAGGUCGCGCCGGCGAGAUGCGCUGGCGCGGCGGCCUUCUCCCACCCUCGCCUUUGGGUGGUCUAGUGUCGACUAAUUAUUGUUCGUCCAGGGCAUGUCCGUCUGCGAGACAACGCGAUUGCAUGAGAUUCGGUGCGCGAUGUUGCGCCAGUACGUUUGGGUUUGUCGCAUUGUCCCCAGGAUAAUGAGAUACACACCGACAUAUGUUGUAGAUGCGAGGGUCCGCGCCCCCCCGCCCCUUGCCCCACCACUCUUUGUGUGUGUGGAGAAAUUUACCUUACCUUACCUUAUGUAUAUUGCGUAAAAAAAACGAAUGAAUGGCA